Molecule: messenger RNA, 1395 nt
Organism: Danio rerio (zebrafish)
Lineage: Eukaryota; Metazoa; Chordata; Actinopteri; Cypriniformes; Danionidae
Gene: dnajc25
Product: DnaJ (Hsp40) homolog, subfamily C, member 25
Biological process (GO): protein folding
Cellular component (GO): membrane
Source: RefSeq, marked validated
AGUACGCGACCGCAACUUCAGAAUGCUGACAUGGCCGCGUCCAUCGAGCUGAGACUCACUUUAUGGAUCUGUCUUGUGUUUAUUUUGUGUUUCCACUCGGUCUCCGCGCUCAUUGAAGGACUAUACUGCGGGACUCAAAGCUGUUAUGAUGUGCUGGGAGUUUCGCGCGACGUCAGUAAAGCGGAGCUCGGACGCGCGUACCGGCAGCUGGCGCGGAGGUAUCACCCGGACAGAUUCCAGCCCGGGGAGACCGACGACACCCAGGAAUCAGCCCAGCAAAAGUUUCUGCUCGUCGCCACUGCUUACGAGACGCUUAAGGAUGAAGAGUUACGUAAGGACUAUGACUAUAUGCUGGAUCACCCAGAGGAAUACUACAGCCACUACUACACCUACUACAGGAGAAGACUCGCUCCCAAAGUAGACGUUAGGAUAGUGAUUCUCGUAACUAUUUGUGCAAUCUCAUUGUUUCAGUAUUACAGCUGGUGGAGCAGCUACACAGAAGCCAUCAACUACCUUAUGACCGUUCCCAAAUAUCGCAUCCAGGCUACAGAACUGGCCAAGCAGCAGGGUCUGCUGAACAGAACCAAAGAGAAGGGCAAAAACCGGCGAUCCAAAGAGGAGAUCCGAGAGGAAGAGGAGCAGAUCAUUCGAGACAUCAUCAAGAAUAAAAUAGACAUCAAGGGCGGCUAUCAGAAACCCAAUGUGUCUGACAUUCUGCUGUGUAAAAUUGUUCUGUUCCCGUACCAUCUGUGCACAUACGUGGCGUGGAAUUUCUCAUGGUUUUACCGUUUCACCAUUCGCGGAGAGGAGUAUGGAGAGGAGGAGAGACUUUACAUCAUCCGCAAGUACAUGAAGAUGUCUCAGGCUCAGUUCGACAGUCUGGAGAACAGCCUGAUAGAGACGUUCCUUAAGCAGCAGCUCUGGAUCAAGGAGAAUUACGAGGCUUAUAAAAAGGAGCAGGAGGAGGAGAUGAAGAUGAAGAUGGCCACAGACUCGCGAUGGAAACGCUACCGGCGCUGGAUGAAGAGUGAAGGGCCUGGGCGCAUCACUUUUGCAGAUGAUUGACCUCACUCAGACAUUUACAGCUCGUGUGUGUGCGUGUGUCAUUACACAGCGCUCCCUCGCACUCGUUUACAGUGUACGGUUGCCUUUUCUCAUGUUAAAUGAGACUAAUAAGUAAAGGCUUUUUGAUUGUACUUAAUGGAGGAUCGUUCGAUUUAUCCGUCAUUGCAUAACGAGGAAGAGACUGAUCCAGUGCUGGAAAACCAAUCUCAAAAACAUUGUAGGUUGUUUUACACAGAAGGACGUGAUCAUAAUAGAAACCCAGUGUUACAGUUGGUAAAACGCCUCAGUUCUACUUCUGAAGGUUUUGUCUUCUUAAUAGUGUUGUCAUGA